Messenger RNA from Lobosporangium transversale, 3409 nucleotides. Its product is annotated as kinase-like domain-containing protein. The record is from RefSeq and is a predicted model, not a curated record. Gene Ontology annotation, molecular function: ATP binding; protein serine/threonine kinase activity. Gene Ontology annotation, biological process: peptidyl-serine phosphorylation; autophagy; protein autophosphorylation. Lineage: Eukaryota; Fungi; Mortierellomycota; Mortierellomycetes; Mortierellales; Mortierellaceae. The coding region runs from base 410 to 3052 and encodes 880 amino acids. Gene Ontology annotation, cellular component: autophagosome; cytoplasm. The transcript is spliced from 8 exons.
UGAAGCUCUUAUUCAUCUUUCCCUUCAUCUUUGUCAUUCCACAUCUCGUCCUAUCUAUCUAUACCUUAAAACAUAAAGCAACUCUCCUCUCUCCCUCUCCCUCUCCGUCUCCGUCUCCGUCUCCCUCUGUUUCUCUCCCCCUCCUUGUCUCUCUUUUUUUCUUAUCAUUUAUUCGCAGACUCGCACUUUACUACAAGUUCAUAUUCACCAUACCCACUCUGCGUCAAAAAAGAAUAGGGGGCCACGCUUUUUUUUCUUUUCUUUUCUUUUUUUGGUCUUUUAGCAAAUCCAGUCUCAAUAAAUGCUGACACCCUUUGGAUUGUAGCAUUCAUUAAAAGAGCAUAAAGACACACCUUCUCAACUUGACCUUUUUCGCCAAAAAGACCUCAGUCAUUGUCAUAUUCUCGCCAUGGCAUCUGCCAAGCCCAUGCAAGAGACAAUACAGGUCGGCGACUAUAUUGUGGAGCAGGAAAUUGGUCGGGGGUCUUUUGCCACCGUUUACAAGGGCCAUCAUAGAGUGACGAAAGAGCUGGUUGCUAUCAAGUCAGUCCUCCGCUCCAAACUGACAAAGAAGCUGCUUGAGAACCUGGCAAGCGAGAUCAAUAUUCUGAAAGGCAUUCGUCAUGACCAUAUCGUGGCUCUUGUUGAUUGCAAGGAAACGGAGUCACAUAUCCAUCUUGUCAUGGAGUACUGCUCACAAGGUGAUCUAUCACAGUAUAUCAAAAGAAGAGGUGAUGGACCACCCUCGCUUCCUCCUCCACCUGGCGGUGGCCUACAUGAAGUAGUGGUGCGUCAUUUCCUGAAGCAGCUGGCUUCUGCUCUGGAGUUCCUCCGUUCAAAAAACCUUAUUCACCGAGACCUGAAGCCUCAGAAUCUCCUCCUUCAUCCUCCAAGUAAUAGCAAAGAAGGCAGUGGAUAUGGGCUCCCUAUAUUGAAAGUAGCAGAUUUUGGCUUUGCACGCUCGUUACCUCAUCUUAGUCUUGCUGAAACACUAUGUGGCUCACCCCUUUAUAUGGCUCCAGAAAUUCUCCGCUAUGAAAAAUAUGAUGCCAAGGCAGAUCUAUGGAGUGUGGGAACAGUCUUGUACGAAAUGUGUACAGGAAAGCCGCCAUUCAGGGCACAAAACCAUGUUGAGUUGCUUAAAAGAAUAGAGAAAGCUCAGGACGUGAUCACGUUUCCAGGUGAAACCUUGACAGAUAAUAGAGCAGGAUCAUCUCCUUCACAACAGAACAAUCAAUCGAUGGCUCCAAUAACUGAGGAUAUCAAGGACUUGAUCCGACAGCUAUUGAAGCGCAAUCCGGUGGAGAGGAUCUCCUUUGAAGAGUUCUUCAUGAACCCUACGGUGUCGAAUCUAGCUGCCCGUAAUAGGUCGAGAUCUACACAAAGCAGUUCUUCGGCUCAGGACUAUUCAAGAGUUGAAUCAGCAUCCACCGAUUCGAGUAGGCGACCAAUGACUCUUGAUCCGUCUCGUUAUUCACCGGAUAUAGGCCAUAGGGAAAGAGGGGACAAAAAGCCAAUUACUAUCCCAUCGGGAAGCAGAGAGCAAUCUGAAAGGGCGACAGAGUUUCGAUCACAUUCGCGGUCAAGGUCUUUGAAAAGUGGAUCACCAUCCGCCCUUCCAGAAAGUCGACCGCCACUUCAACUCCCAAUAUCUUCACCCAAGAUACAGUCCUUCCCUGCAGACUACCAAACCCAACCUAGCUCAGGACCAACCAAUGUAUCCGCUCGCCGUAUGAAAUCAAUGGAUAUCGGCUCAGAGGUCGCAAAUAGAGCGGCAACAGCCCAUCCAUUAUCACAACCUUAUCGACGUAGCACCCUGGUAGGUGUACCAGAUGGACCACGCCGAUAUAGUACACCAGACGAUGACGCGCUUCUGGACAAGGAUUACGUUGUAGUCGAGAAGCGAGCAGUGGAGCUCAACGUUCUAGCAGACGAGGUGGCAGGACCCCCUACAUCGAACUCAACACGAUCCAAGACUGGGGCUGGUCAAAUAAAUACACUCUCACCACCAAUUCCCACAUCUCUGGCUACACAAUACAGGACACCGCCACCACCAUUUCCAUACUCGUCUUCAUCUCAGUCACCGCCUUCAAACACCAGUUAUUUCGCAACGACGCCUCCAUUCGCGCUCCCAAUAACGCCUUCACCAGAAGAGUCGAAAUCGGCUCAGCUCCUGCACCGCCCAUCAUUAGGCCAGAUCCAGCCGAUGUCAUCACCCAACAGCGCUAGAUCAGGUAGCCCGCGCGAUAGUGGCAGGACGUCUGCUCUGGCCAAAGCUAUCUCGAUGGCAUCGAUGCGCUUGUUUGGCGCAUCCUCCUCUCCGCCUUCUUGGAGGAGCAAUACGUCGCUGAUCGGGUUCAUGGACAGCACUAAUAAGGGUGGGACUGAUGAGGAGUCGUUUCCUGAGGAGGGAUCUGUGCUUCAGGCUGUUGAGGACACUGCCCACAAGGCGUAUGUGGUAUCACAGUUUGCGGAUUCGAAAAUGGAAGGCAUUCGUCCGUUAGAUGAACUAGAAUAUUCUCCUUCUGAGGACAAUAGCCCCACAGCGGAUAGCAUUUUGGCAGAGGAAGCCUUUUUCUUGUAUCUUCGAGCCCUUGCAUUAUUGCAGUCCGGUAUGGACGUUGCCCGACGCUACUGGGAAGAAAGGCGUCCAGGAUCUAAGCCAGCGUCACGAAGGCUCAACAAUGGGGUUCAGUGGAUCCGAGAUCGAUUCAAUGAGUGUCUCGAAAAGGCGGAGGCUGCCAAGGCUCGUUCCGGAAUUGAUCAUCGCGAGGAGAGCGGCGUGGUCAUUGAGAAGCUUAUUUAUGAGCGGGCGUUAGAACUGAGUAAAGCAGCGGCCAUGAAAGAACUUCUUAAUGACGACUAUGGUGAGAGCGAGAAAUCUUAUCAGACAUCUAUAUGGAUGCUCCAUGCUAUCCUUGACGGCGCUGGUGAAGAUGGGCGCAGCGAGGCUAUUGAAGAGGAUGACCGUGAAAUUUUAAACAAAUUUAUUCAAUCGAUAAAGAAUCGACUCAACUUGCUUCAGAGGAGAAUUGCAGGAGCCAGGACCUGAAGAUCGGAACAAGCCGUUAGAUUCCUUUAAGGACUGUAAUAGGUGAAUCAUUAUCAAUAGGCCAGAGAACGAGGGCACAUCAUCUCCUUGCGGUGUCCUCGUGUGAAGACUAAACUUUAGGAUCGUGUCCCUUUUCCGUUCUACUGUGUUUUAUAUAAUGUAUACAAGCCAAAGCCUCUAUUGUAUUUCAGUAUGCCUGAUACAGAGAUCACAAACAUUGUUGCAAAUUCUCUCUACUUUACUUUGCGUGCAGCAGUACCAAGACCAAGAAUGUGUGUAAUAGCCAAAGAAUAUUAGAAAAGGCUAAAAUAGGCCAGAGUUACGGAUUACAACAACAAAAUAAAGAAACGCGUUUUG